This is a messenger RNA of Hevea brasiliensis (rubber tree), 1176 nucleotides long. Its product is annotated as polygalacturonase-like. Lineage: Eukaryota; Viridiplantae; Streptophyta; Magnoliopsida; Malpighiales; Euphorbiaceae. Gene Ontology annotation, biological process: carbohydrate metabolic process. Gene Ontology annotation, molecular function: polygalacturonase activity. The record is from RefSeq and is a predicted model, not a curated record. The transcript is spliced from 4 exons. Bases 1 to 1176 code for a protein of 391 amino acids.
AUGGCUAAUAAGUUUCAUCCUGUUUCUUUUGUACUCUCCUUCUUCUUCUUCUUCUUCAUGAUUCACUCAUCAAAUGCAGCUUACAAUGUUAUCAGUUAUGGUGCAAAACCAGAUGGGAAAACUGAUGCAACCCAAGCUUUCCUUAGGGUAUGGGCCGCUGCAUGUAGCUCGGCUACUGCAUCCACAAUAUACGUCCCUAAGGGAAGGUACUUGAUCAAAGCAAUAGAGUUUAGAGGCCCAUGCAAGAGUAGAAUUAGGGUUCAGAUAGAUGGAACCAUUGUAGCUCCUCUGGAUUAUCGUGCCCUUGGCAACUCUGGCUACUGGAUCUUGUUCAUUCAGGUCAAUGGAGUUUCCGUCUUUGGUGGUUCCCUUGAUGCUAAAGGAGCUGGCUUCUGGGCUUGCAGAAGAGCUGGACAGAAUUGCCCUGUUGGAGCUAGGUCCAUAACAUUCAACUGGGCUAACAACGUCCUGAUCAGUGGCUUGACAUCAAUCAACAGUCAGUUAACUCACCUGGUAAUCAACAGUUGCAACAAUGUUCAAGUUCGAAAUGUAAGGCUUAUAGCUCCAGACCUAAGCCCAAAUACUGACGGCAUUCACGUCCAGGGGUCAACGGGAGUGACAAUCAUAGGCAGUACUCUACAGACAGGAGACGACUGCAUAUCAAUUGGUCCAGGCACCAGGAACUUGCACAUCAGCCGCAUUAAGUGUGGCCCUGGUCACGGAGUCAGCAUUGGAAGUCUGGGCAGGCAACUUAAUGAAGAUGGAGUACAAAACAUAACCCUAACAGAUUCGGUAUUCACAGGAUCAGACAAUGGUGUAAGGAUAAAAACAUGGGCUAGGCCGAGCACUGGCUUUGUGAGGAACGUUCUCUUCCAAAACAUCAUCAUGAGGAAUGUGGAGAACCCUAUCAUUAUUGAUCAGAAUUACUGCCCUAACAACAUUGGCUGUCCUCAUCAGAGUUCUGGUGUGAAGAUUAGUGAAGUGACGUACAAAAAUAUACAAGGAACAUCUGCAACACCAGAAGGUGUGACAUUUGAGUGCAGCCCAAGCAAUCCAUGCAAAGGAAUUAAAUUACAAGAUAUAAAGCUGACGUAUAUGAAUAAAGCAGCAACAUCAUCAUGUAAGAACAUUGACGGAACCAGCACCGGACUACUCAUUCCUGAGAGCUGUUUUUAA